This is a messenger RNA of Effrenium voratum, 2181 nucleotides long. The record is from the annotation of a GenBank genome assembly. Lineage: Eukaryota; Dinophyceae; Suessiales; Symbiodiniaceae.
AUGGCCUUUGCGGCCUUGCGUCGCCUAGGCCAGUCCUUGCUGGGCACGGAUGCCCCGCUGCAGAAGGUUCAAGCGCACCUGCUCGCAGAUGAGGCGCCAGCCGCCUGGCAGGCAGCGGUGGAGCUGCUGGAGCCGCCCUGCUCGGUGGAGGGCCUUGCCUCUGCAGCGGUGGCAGCGGCUGCCUGCGACCACUGGGAGGAGGCGGCCCGCAUCCUGCAAGGAGCACAACAUCCCGAAGUGCGAGGCAACGAUGAGGAGCGCCAAAGCUGCCGGGCGCUGCUGGGCCGGGUGGAGGAGCUUCGAGCGCAGCAGCGGGGCGAGCGGGGCCUGCUCUGUGGCCCGCUUUGGCGGCCGGAGCCGCCCACGGAGCUGCCGCUGCCGAACUGGGGCUGGGCGAAAGCCUUGCCUCAGGUGGCAGAAUACGUGGGCCCUGUAGAGGUGCGCUGGAUGAACGAGGGCAUCGGAGAGCGCGGGCUCUUUACUUCCAGGCCAGUCAAGGCCGGGGAGCUGCUGCUGGUGUCGCGGCCCAUCGCCUCGGCGGAGCGCAACGGGGCGCCGCUGAUCGCGGAGCUGCGGCGGAAGUGCCGGGGCCCCAAGCUCCGUGCCGUGUCCGGCCGCGCCAAGAAGCGGCUGCAGUGCCUCGCGGGGGGCGGAGGUGCCGCGCUGUCUCCAGAAGUGGUCACCGAGGCUCUCUUCAACUGCACGGACACGCUUGCGUCGGUGCCGCAGGGCCAGGCUUCGGAGGGGGAUCUCAACCUCACGGAGAUUCUGAACCACAACGUCUUCACCGUGGAUCCAGGCUUCGCCGCAUUGUACGGCUUACCUUCCAUGCUGAACCACAGCUGCGACGGCAGGGGUGCUUCAGCCAUGAAGUUGGUGCUCGUCUUCUUUGACAAGGCGAUGAUUUUUACCGCCACUAGGGACCUAGAGGCGGGUGAGGAGCUUUGCCACCGCUACUUUGACGUGGAGGGCUCCCUUGCGGACAGACAAGGCGAGUCCCGCAAGUGGGGCUUUGCUUGCGCCUGCCGCCGCUGCUCCUUUGAGGCGCAACAGCUGCCUGGCACGCCCAUUGGGGCUGCCGUGGACAGUGCGCUGGCGGAGUUCAGAGGGGAGCUCCGAUUCGAGAUGCGUGCUUUGAGCGCAGCCCUGGAGGCCAAGGAUGCCGAGGUGCUGAAGAAGCGCCGACACCUCAGAGCUGCAAAUGUCAGCGUGGGCCUGGUUUCGCCAAAGGCAACAGAGUGCAAAAACGGCCAGACCUUGCAAGCUUCACGCAAGCCACUGAUCAACGCGCUGGUGGCAUCUGAUCGAAUGGCGCUAGAUGUCUUGGCUGCCGGCUCGGGUGCCGCGAUCACUGACAGCAUCUUCAACCCAUUGGCGAUGAUCACGGUGCGGCAGCAGGUUGACUGGGAGCGGCGCAUGUACCAUGGACUUCUACCAAGCUUGCGACGUGUGUUGGCGGAGGAGGGCCUGCUGGGGCUUUGGGCCCCAGGUCUGGUGGCGACUUGGCUUCGUGCCUUCUCCCAGACGGGGCUGCGGAUUGGGCUCUACCCCAGGAUCAAGCGGCUGUAUCAUGGCGAGUCCCCAGACAGCCUGGCUGCGAAGAUCGGCGCUGGAGCCACUACCGGGUCCAUGGCUGCGGCGAUGGCUAAUCCUGCCGACUUGGUGCGUGUUCGUCUCCAGGCUGAUGCAGGGCGCAUUGUGGAGGGCUGCUAUGUAUCUGGCUUGAGGGCAGGCCACGAGCCGCGCUAUGCUCACACCUUCAAGGCGUUUGAGGAGAUUUUCCGGAAGGAGGGCGUGAUUGGCCUUUGGAAUGGUGUUCAAGCCAACGUGGCACGCGCUGCCCUGCUUUCUGCGGGGCAGCUGUCAACCUACGACCAGACAAAGCAGGUGGCACUGCAGGCUGGCUGGGUCGAUGGGCCCCGCCUGCACCUUGCCAGCUCCUGCCUCUCCGGGUUCGUGGCGCAGGUUGCCUGCAUGCCCGCCGACGUGGUGAAGACCAGGAUGCAGACGGCGACCUCCGAGGGCGCAGCCUCCUCCGCGCUGAAGAUCCUGCGGGAGGGCCCUCGCGGCUUCUACCGAGGCUUUGUUCCGGCGGCCUCUCGCCAGGUGCCCGUGAUGGCAGUCCAGAUGCCAAUCGUGGAGUACAUCCGAAAGCACAUCUUUGGUUUGGAGUAUUUGUAG